AUGCCGGGACUUGUUCGCAAGUUGCUGAUAUGCGCCGCUGUAGAUGGUCUCUUCCUACAUCCAGUGGGAGCCCAAGAUCAGGGUACGAAGAGCGUCUGUAUCGCAUAUGGGAGCAACGCCAUCUCGUCUGCGUCGCGCACAGACGACAACGACGCCCACGAUAGAUCAAUCGAAGCUCAUGGCAUCGUCGGGCUGUUGGACCUGGUGUCAAGCUCAUAUUUGAUAUCCAUCACUCGCCGUGAGCAAGUGGCGCAGAUUAGGGGCAAGCCAGUUUAUUCUUUGACGGACGUUACCCUUAUCCCACUUGCUUCACAAGCUGAAGCGGAGAAAGCAAUAUUGAAGGUGCAGAAGACGCUAAAGACAGGUCACGCUGUGGGAGAAGAAACAGACGAGAGCGAUGUUGGUGAGGCGAGCGAGACUGCAAGCAUCGACGAGGCAGAUCCGGGCGAGUUGACGCCAGAAGUUGCUGCGCUUGAGGCGCCCAAGGCUGGCGUAGUACAGAAAGGCACAAACAUUGUAAAGAGUGUCGUACAAGAUCGAGGGAAGUAUGGACGUUUCGCCAGCCGUUGGUUCAGCAAAGGCGGGCGCAGUACCGGCCUACGCAGUCAGCAGGGCCUGGAUGACGGUCUGACGAGGGAGCAGGAAGAGCAGACUGCUGAGGCUCUUCCGCAGACGGAUAGCGAUGCUCAAGCAGGCGCGAAGCAAGCAGACCCCCGCUCAAACGAAGCAGACGAUGGAGAGGCAAAGCAAACUGCUCAGGCUCUUCCCGGCACGGUCACCAAUGCAAACGCCGGCGCAGAGGCAUCACACUCCGAUCCAGCGGUGGAACAUGAAGGGAAUGCAAAGUCUGGGUCGGGAAAGCCGGCACCUAAGCAGCGAAGCACGGUCGAGUCGCUCAUGCCUCGUAUCUUGCGAAGUGCGAAGUUGUAUUUCAGCUCGAGUGGCUUCUUCUUCUCUUACGAACAUGACCUGUCUGGCACGCUGAUGCAGAAGGACGUCGUCACCUCUUCGUUACCGCUACACACACGUUUCGGCAGCCUCUUCUUCUGGAACCGCCAUCUUGUUGAGCCCUUCAUCUCUGCUGGUCACGACUCGUUUGUGCUUCCACUCAUGCAGGGCUUCGUCGGCCAACGUGCCUUCUCCAUAUCAAGGACAGACGGAACGGAUCCUGAUGUCGUCGCUGAAGCAGCACAAAAGCCUGAAGAGGUCAUCGCUGCUCAGGGGCAGCCUACGCCGACGGAUACAGGCGCCAGAAACAACCAGGAAGACUACAUUCUUACACUGAUUUCACGUCGUUCUGUCAAGCGGGCAGGACUUCGCUACCUACGCCGUGGUGUGGACAACGAAGGCAACGUCGCUAACAGUGUUGAGACGGAGCAAAUUCUCUCCCCUCAAUCAUGGCACAUGUCGGCUAAGACGUUUUCAUUGGUUCAGGUGCGAGGCUCCAUACCCCUGUUCUUCUCCCAAAGUCCGUACAGCUUCAAGCCUCUGCCGAUACUGUUUGGUUCGGAAAGCACAAAUCAAGCGGCACUUCAAAAGCACUUUGGUAACCUCAAGCAAAGGUACGGCGACGUGCAGGUAGCAAGCUUGGUCGACAAACACGCUACCGAAGCAGGCAUUGGCGAAGCGUUUGAACGACAAGUGGGCGUGCUCAACGAACAUGGCGGCGUCGAAGGCAAAGCCGUGGGCUUCGAGUGGUUUGACUUCCACGCUCAGUGUAAGGGUAUGAAGUUCGAGAACGUUUCGCUCUUGCUGGAUACGCUGCAGAGUCCGCUCAAAAGUUUUGGCUGGAUAGUCAAACAGAAUGACCGUAACGUGCGCCAGCAGAAAGGAGUACUCCGAACCAAUUGCAUGGACUGCCUCGAUCGCACCAACGUCGUGCAGUCUGCGGUUGGUGGUUGGGCAUUGCAGCAGCAGCUCGCAGAGCUGGGUUUGAACAUUGAUCUGCAGAAGGAUCCGAAGACUCAAUGGUUCAAUACACUGUGGGCCGAUAAUGGCGACGCAAUCUCCAAACAGUAUGCCGGUACCUCGGCGCUCAAAGGGGACUUCACCCGGACUAGGAAGCGUAAUUGGACUGGAGCCUUGUCUGACUUCAGUCUCACGCUAAAUCGUUACUAUAAUAACAUUUUCGGCGACUACUUUUUACAACUCAAUAUCGACUUUUACCUGGGAAACGUAGGACCCUCGGCCUUCGAUGAUUUCGAAGCCGACAUGAUGAGCCAAGACUAUGCGCUUGACGUCAAACGGAUACGCCAGAACGCAAUCGACACUUGCAUCAAGAUCGUGCUCGAGGAUCCUAAAGAACAUUUGACCGCUGGGUGGAGCCUGAGCUGCCCGCAGGAGGCCAACACGCUUAAAAGCCUGCCUUUCGAGGAAUGUGUGUUACUGCUCACCGACGCUGCGCUGUACUUUUGCCGCUUCGAUUGGGAUGCUGAAAAGGUCGGAUCGUUCGAGCGAGUAGAUUUGACAGACAUUACGCAAUUGUGGUGUGGCGCAUACAUUACUAGCACGCUCGGGCCCACCCAUACUGACCAGAGCAAGAACUACGGCUUCGCAUUGCGAUAUCAGACAAGAGGUCAGGCGGUGGUACGCACUAACACUCGCACGCUGGACAACGAGAAAGCGGCCGAGGAGGAGAAUAAGGGCAAGAAUGAGCUGCAAAAGCAGAGUGAGCCCGAGAAAAACGAGAGCAGGUUGCUCGCCUUUAAAGCGCUGCCACCCACGUCGUCGGCUGUGAAGCAUCCAGGACGUGAAGAGGCCGCCGAGGGCGCUUUGAGCGAACCUGAAUUCAUCAGGUCAAUUUGUGAGGACAUUCAAAGGCUAUUGGCAGCUGCGCUGCGCAAGACACGAGGGACGGAUCAUUUGGAGCUGGAGAAGGUGCCACAAGUGGAGGACAGGGAUGUCAUCUCCGUGAGCGAUGCCAGGAAGAGCACGGGGUACAUUGAGAGUCUGGGUUACUCUUUAAAGAAGCUUGUUUGGUCUUGA
This is a messenger RNA of Baudoinia panamericana UAMH 10762, 2985 nucleotides long. RefSeq lists its product as uncharacterized. Bases 1 to 2985 code for a protein of 994 amino acids. The record is from RefSeq and is a predicted model, not a curated record. NCBI's taxonomy places the organism in Eukaryota, Fungi, Ascomycota, Dothideomycetes, Mycosphaerellales, Teratosphaeriaceae. Gene Ontology annotation, cellular component: endoplasmic reticulum. The transcript is spliced from 5 exons. Gene Ontology annotation, molecular function: phosphatidylinositol-4-phosphate phosphatase activity. Gene Ontology annotation, biological process: phosphatidylinositol dephosphorylation.